This is a messenger RNA of Rhopilema esculentum, 1783 nucleotides long. RefSeq lists its product as uncharacterized. The record is from RefSeq and is a predicted model, not a curated record. Lineage: Eukaryota; Metazoa; Cnidaria; Scyphozoa; Rhizostomeae; Rhizostomatidae.
AAGAAAUUACUUGCGCAUUAGUUUUCGUGACGCUUAUUCAUAUGAGUCUGAAUCUAUAAUCAUUACUUUUUAAUGCCCUGCGUCCGCAAAUAUAUAGUUUUUCUUAGUAACUAGUGGAUUUAUUAGUAGCCAUUAGUAACUUAUAUCAUUUGAAAAAUAUGUAAACUGGCAGUAGCACUGUUGCAUUGAUGAGGCUUAUUACUACACUGACGAGAUGGUUAACGGCAGUGGCAUUUCUGCAAUGUCUCCCAGCCACUUUCUCACAAUAUGUCUCGAGCUCCUUUUUAUGCAUAUGAGUCUAGGGUACAUAUUGAGGUUGCCUUGCAAGACGUAUGGAAAUUUCAGCGUUGAAAAACAAGGUUUUAUGCUUAAUGGACAUGUGCUGAUGUCAUUGGAGAUCUGGACUGUAAGAGAAUGCGAACAGCAUUGCUUGAGUCAUCCGGGAUGCAGCUCAAUAAACUGGAAGAUACCAGCAUCUGGGUUUGCUAAUUGCCAGAUCAAUGAUAAAUCGGCAGAAAAUUCGUAUGACAACGUAAUGUUAUCUCCUUCAUCUGAAUGGACCUACAAAACAACAAAUUAUACAGAAAGAAAUAUCGGUGAGUUGUGUCAAGCUUUGAAACCGUGUAAAACCCCAGAAACAUGUAUGGAUUCCUGCGAUUGCCCAGGAUACGACUGCCAAACCACGAAUUUAGGCAAGUAAUUUUCUGCGUAACAAAACAUUGUAUCUCUAAACAGUUUUGUAAAGCAAAAAGGCAACAAGACUUCGAUAAACUGAAAGUAUGGUGUGCUUUCAAAUGGCGAUGAUACUUGGUCGCUUGCAAGAGUAUUCCAAAUAGCCACAACCCCUCCGCCCCUAUUUUCCGGUCUCCUUUUAUAUAUUUUUACGAUAUUUUUAAAGAGGCACAAUAUCUUAUAAGACUGUCAGACUAGCCCUGAAAUGACGGUGAUGCCACUCUCCAUCGCAGAGGCGUUUGUUGAGAAAGAUCGCUUCUAACCCUGACAACUAGCCCUGACAAAAAAGUUGGUUGCUGCCACAGCCUGACAAAAAAGUCGGUUGCUGCCACAGCCUGACAAAAAAGGUUGGUUGAUGCCACAGCUUCUGCGACGGAGAAGUCUUUCUAGUCGAACCCACAGGGCUCAACCUAAACAAGUGGUGGUAAGGCGUCCCCACUACCGGUGUUUUAAUCGUAACAGUAUUGCUAGGGAGGUUGCGAACCAAGGUUUAAGAGGCAGCCUCCUCCUUACCCAUGAGAAAGAAUAACCCCCGCCGGAUGCCAACUUGAUUUUGAUGGUUUAUCGAGAGGAGCUAACAGGUACUACACCUUGCUCAAGGUUGACCUGGAAGUAGUAUUUGGUAGAAGCUCAUCCCACGUCAGGACUCCAAAGCCGGAAUAAAUGAAAUAAAAUCGUCUACAUACUAUAGUUGAGAGAGACCUGGUCAGUCUCCUUUUACAAUUCAGUGUGUGCUGUUCAUUUAAAAACAGUAUACUCUCGUUAAGUAGGACCCCGGAUAAGUAGGACGCCAGCUAUGAAGUACAGAUUUUCCCGGUCCCUUGAACUUGCUUACCCUUUUCAAGCGUUUGGAUAAGUAGGACGCCCGCUAAGUGGUAUACUUUUGCUCGGUCCCUUGAGUGUCCCACUUAACGAGAGUAUACUGUAUUGAUCAUCCCGAUAGACCAAAAGGUUUUCAUUGAAGCAAACAUGAUAAUUUCCUUUCCAUUUAACAGGACAAGAAAGUUGCCAGGAUUUGUACGCUCUUGGCUUCAGAGAAAGUACGAGAUAC